Scophthalmus maximus (turbot) is the source of this 854-nucleotide messenger RNA. Its product is annotated as lysozyme g. Gene Ontology annotation, biological process: peptidoglycan catabolic process. Bases 157 to 738 code for a protein of 193 amino acids. Gene Ontology annotation, molecular function: lysozyme activity. The transcript is spliced from 5 exons. The record is from RefSeq and is a predicted model, not a curated record. NCBI's taxonomy places the organism in Eukaryota, Metazoa, Chordata, Actinopteri, Pleuronectiformes, Scophthalmidae.
GCCCCCUACAGGCGAAAUAACAGAAGUGCAGACAGGGUGAGCUCAGCGGGGAAACCGAAAGUAUGAAGUAAAUAUAGAGUGGACCGACCGGCACGGUGUCGAGACCUCUCAUCGAUCAUUCCAGGUGGAUCAGGACCUCCAGGCGAGAAAACAGCAAUGGGUUAUGCAAAUAUCAAGGACGUUCAAACCACUGGAGCUUCCUGGAAAACGGGCCAGCAGGACAAACUGGGAUACUCAGGUGUGGAGGCAUCACACACUAUGGCAGAGACUGACAGUGGCAGAAUGAGUAGGUACAAGUCCAAGAUCUUCAAUGUGGGACAAAAGUGUGGAAUCGACCCGGCUCUCAUUGCUGCCAUCAUCUCAAGAGAGUCCAGGGCUGGAAAUGUUCUGCAUGACGGCUGGGGAGACUGGAACCCACACAGGAACGCGUACAACGCCUGGGGACUGAUGCAGGUUGAUGUUAAUCCGAGUGGAGGUGGACACACUGCUGAAGGUGCAUGGGACAGUGAGGUACACCUCUGCCAGGCCACCGGGAUCUUGGUUGGUUUCAUCGGCCGAAUCCGCAAUAAAUUUCCUGGCUGGAGCGGAGAGCAGCACCUGAAAGGCGGGAUAGCGGCCUACAACAUGGGCGAUGGAAAUGUCCAUUCCUACGCUGAAGUGGAUGCGAACACAACAGGUGGAGACUACUCCAAUGAUGUUGUUGCCAGAGCUCAGUGGUACAAAAGGAAUGGGUUUUAACAGCUGAAGCUGUCCACUCCAAGCCUCUGAGGAAUCUCCUGCAAAUAAGGAAUGAAACAUUGUGAAUGUGUGUCAUGUGUCAAAACCUGAGCUUAAUAAACAUAAUGCAAAGCAAA